This is a messenger RNA of Gadus macrocephalus (Pacific cod), 1585 nucleotides long. RefSeq names its product phosphorylase kinase, gamma 2 (testis) (gene phkg2). Gene Ontology annotation, biological process: protein phosphorylation; glycogen biosynthetic process. Gene Ontology annotation, cellular component: phosphorylase kinase complex. Lineage: Eukaryota; Metazoa; Chordata; Actinopteri; Gadiformes; Gadidae. Bases 135 to 1301 code for a protein of 388 amino acids. The record is from RefSeq and is a predicted model, not a curated record. Gene Ontology annotation, molecular function: calmodulin binding; ATP binding; phosphorylase kinase activity. The transcript is spliced from 10 exons.
CCGCGGCUCCUGGUGGUAGACGGCAGUCGAGGAGGAGAGCUCUCGGUCUACGAGUGUUGACAUUUCUUUGGUUAUUUUAGAUCCCUAAAUGUAUUUUUAUUACCGUAUAUCUAAAUGAUUUCUAACUUGGUGCGAUGACGAAAGAUAUACUAGUUGGAGAUGAACUGCCCGACUGGGUAGGGGCCAAGGAAUUCUACCAGAAGUAUGAUCCUAAGGAGGUGAUCGGCAGGGGUGUGAGCAGCGUGGUGCGCCGGUGUGUGCACAGACACACGGGACAGGAGCUGGCGGUGAAGAUCAUUGAGAUCACAGCCGAGAAGAUAACAGCGGAGCAGCUGGAGGAGGUGAAGAGCGCCACGUUAAAGGAGAUACAAGUUCUUAACAUGGUGAAGGGACAUUCCUCCAUCAUUACCCUCAUCGAUUCCUACGAAUCCACCACCUUCAUCUUUCUGGUGUUUGACCUCAUGCGGAGAGGAGAACUCUUUGACUACCUCACAGAGAAGGUGACUCUGAGUGAGAAGGAGACCAGGAGCCUGAUGCGGGCUCUGCUGGAGGCCGUCCAGUACCUCCACUCCCAGAACAUCGUCCACCGCGACCUGAAGCCCGAGAACAUCCUGCUGGACGACCAGGGACUCCUCAAGCUCUCCGACUUCGGCUUCUCCGUGCAGCUGCCGCCCGGGCAGAAGCUGAGAGAACUCUGUGGAACCCCGGGCUACCUGGCUCCAGAGAUCCUGAAAUGCUCCAUGGAUGAAACGCACCCCGGUUAUGGGCAGGAGGUGGACCUCUGGGCGUGUGGUGUGAUCCUGUACACGCUGCUGGCCGGCUCGCCGCCCUUCUGGCACCGGAAGCAGAUGCUGAUGCUGCGGAUGAUCAUGGAGGGGCGCUACCAGUUCAGCUCCCCGGACUGGGACGACCGCUCGGACACGGUCCGGGACCUGGUGUCCCGCCUGCUGCUGGUGGAGCCGGCGGGCCGCCUGACCGCCCAGCAGGCCCUGGCCCACCCCUUCUUCAGGCAGUACCAGAGGGAGGACGCCCGCGUCUUCAGCCCCAGGAAGAGCUUCAGGGUUCUGAUCCUGAGCGUGCUGGCCUGCAUCCGGAUGUACGGCCGCUACCGCCGGCUGCGCCCCGUGACGCGGGAGGUGCUGGCCCGGGACCCCUACUCCGUCAGGGGCAUCCGCCGGCUCAUCGACGGCUGCGCCUUCCGGAUCUACGGCCACUGGGUGAAGAAGGGCGAGCAGCAGAACCGGGCCUUCCAGAACACCGCCAAGAUCAUGCUGCUGGGUCUGGAGGAGCUGGAGGCUUAAGGAACAGCGAGGUUCCCUGUGGUUCUGUGUGUUCCUAUGAAUACACUGAUCAAGGUUCUGUGUGUUCCUCUGAACACACUGAUCAAGGUUCCCUGUGGUUCUGUGUUCUUCUGAAUACACUGAUCAAGGUUCUGUGUGUUCCUCUGAACACACUGAUCAAGGUUCCCUGUGGUUCUGUGUUCUUCUGAAUACACUGAUCAAGGUUCUGUGUGUUCCUCUGAACACACUGAUCAAGGUUCCCUGUGGUUCUGCAUGUUCCUCUAAAUACACUGAAGAUGAUUUAC